AGCUCACUUGGGCGUAUUGUGAAAAAGUCGGUUGAUGAGUUCUAAGGUGAUUUGGUUGAUGGAAUGGAGUAUGUGGAAGAGGAAGACACUGACACGAAGCUCGCUAUCCUUGCCUCCAUUCUGACGGAGACUUCGACUUCGCCGGAAGAGUUACUUGAGUUACUACUCCAGGCUGAUGGGAGUGUCGAGAAGGCGGUGGAAAAUCAUUUGGACAAAUACAUCGGUCAGCCAAGCGCUACUGGAAAGCGUAAGCCGCUGGAGAAGCAGAAUAGCAUAAUGGAUCACUUUGGCGGACCGCCUUCUCCCAAGCGGCUGAAAGCCUCGUCCGAGCUGGUCUCGGGGGCUUCGGGCUCAUUUGAUGGUCCGGAUGUUGCGUCCAUGCUAAAGUGGACGGAAAGUGCGGAGAGAAAGAAGCGAGAGUUCGAGAAACCACUGCAUGUUUACCUCCCAGAGCAUCUCGAAUCUCUUGCACCAUGCACCCUCCACCUUAACUUCCUUCCACCAGACCUGGCUAAACGACUUACUCAACGCCUACUUGACGAAAGCAAGACAUGGAAAAGCAAUCAAUUCAGGUUGUUUGACAAAACCGUUAGCUCGCCGCAUACGACAUGUUUCUACGUUGAGGAUGGAAAGGAUUGGGUGAGUGGGGGGUUUUCGUACAACGGAAAGCCCUUACCAGAUGUGCGAAUGUUUCCGCCAGAGUUGAUGGAAGCGAAGCCGUACGUUACUUUGUUGGUCAACAAAAUCCUCAGCGAGCGUGAGAGAAUGCGAUACCAAAUUCCAGCAGGCGAAUGGGAACCCAACGUUGCGUUCACGAACUUAUAUGCAGGCGCACACCAAAGCGUCGGUGCACAUGCCGACCAGUUGACGUAUCUUGGUCCGCAUUGUGUUAUCGCGAGUUUGUCUCUGGGGGUUGAGAGGGAGUUUCGGAUUCGGAAGACGACGCCUGGGGUUAAGAAUGCGGAUAGUGCAGCCCGUGCACUCUCAAUUCAUCUACCGGAUAACAGUUUGUUGAUUAUGCACCCGCCCAUGCAGGAAACUUACAAACACUCCAUUCACCCCGCUCGGACAUUGACGCCCCAUCCAAUCAUCGGGACCUCGAGGAUCAAUAUCACGUAUAGGAUGUAUCGCAAAUCAUAUGUUCCGCCUGAUGGAGGUAAGAAGUGUAGGUGUGGUGUUACGGCUGUGUUGAAGACCGUGAUGAAACAGGAGAAGAAUGCGGGGAGGUGGUGUUGGAUGUGUGAUAAUCGGGAGAAGCCGUGUGGGUUCUUUGAGUGGGCGGAGUUUGAGGAGAGUGGUGAGCUGAAGGCAAGGUAGCUUGGUUGUUUGGGGAAGUUUCAUGAGGUGUAUGCUAGCGAUAAUAGUGUAUUGAUACGUGUAGAAGUAGCGUGAGAAUAAUGAUGUUGUUCACUGAAG
Saitoella complicata NRRL Y-17804 is the source of this 1416-nucleotide messenger RNA. RefSeq lists its product as uncharacterized. The coding region runs from base 64 to 1317 and encodes 417 amino acids. The record is from RefSeq and is a predicted model, not a curated record. Gene Ontology annotation, cellular component: nucleus. Gene Ontology annotation, molecular function: zinc ion binding; dioxygenase activity. The transcript has a single exon. Gene Ontology annotation, biological process: DNA repair; DNA alkylation repair. Lineage: Eukaryota; Fungi; Ascomycota; Saitoellomycetes; Saitoellales; Saitoellaceae.